AUGGCAGCUACAAAAGCAUUGAUGGGCUGUACAGGUGUGUGGAAGAUGAUGAUGGAGAAGACAAUGACAGAUAUAAGUUUCAUGGUGUUGCCUGUGCUAAAUGUCAAGGGAGAGAUCUCACCAAGGGACAUAAAGAAGUCAUUAACAAUGGAUGCGCACGUGAAUCUGAAAUUGUUCAGUGCGGCAAGGUCAGGGAACUUACAAGUACUUCGGCCAUUAAUUGAAGAUGAUGAAGCGAAAGUAGAAGAUGCAAAAACCCCAGAAGGAAACACGGUCCUUCACUUCGCUGCAAGAUUCGGACACACGUCUUUGGUAAACAAGCUCAUCGAGCGGUGUCCUUCCCUUGUCCACCAGAGCAAUUUCAAGGGAGAAACGCCGCUGCAUGUUGCGGCAAAGGCCGGAAGAGAUGACGUUGUUGAAUUGUUAAUCGAUAAGACAGAUACAUCUGGCCUGUGCAUCAGUUGGAUCAGAGAUAAUUCUGGUAAUACCCCUUUACAUGGUGCUGUCAGGAAUGGACAUUCUAAGGUAGUGAAGGCGUUCGCUAAAAGAGAUCCAUUAUCGUUACGCUGGCUUAAUGAUGCAGGGGAAUCCCCACUUUCAAUUGCUAUUGAUAUGAGGUUUACGAAACUUGCAGAAGCAAUCAUAGAUUUGAAUAAAUCUACGCUUGAUUACCGUGGAAACGACGACCAAACUCCUUUGCAUCGUGCCGUCCUGAGGCAAGAUUUUGAUAUCAUGACAAAGAUAAUAACUUUGAAAGAGGAUCUCGUUGGAGAGCAAGAUGGAAGGGGAAGGACUCCCCUUCACUAUGCUGCAGCCUUGGGUCACCAAAAAAUGGUGGAGGUGUUAAUCGAUAAAAAACCUUUGAUUGCAUACAAAGGAGACAAAAAGCGGCAAAUACCUCUUCACUUGGCAGCAGUAAAUGGGCAAACACGUCUGAUAGAAGCAUUGCUAGAGCCUUGUCCAGAAACCAUCGAGAGUGUUGACAUGAUGCAGCAAAAUAUUCUUCAUAUUGCAGCCAAGAAUGGAAAUGUGGGUGUGGUGUCAUAUAUUCUGAAGCUACCUGAGAUGGAAGAUUUGGUUAACUCUCCUGACAAGGAUGGAAACACCCCCUUGCAUCUGGCGGCCCGCAACUACCACAGCGAUGUGGUGAGUGUUCUCUCCAAGAAUUCGAAGGUGGAAAUCAGGGCAAUCAACCGCUCUAAAAGGACUGCUAUAGUAAUUGUUAAAUUGGCUGAUGAUCGUGGAAUGGAACUACAGAAGCACUUAACCUUGAAAGCAUUAAAGAGCGCUUAUAAACAAAAGGCUAUUCAUUUUGAGGAUGCCACUGAAUUGGAUUAUGGAGAAGUAGAAAAGGAUGAAAAGCCAAAGGAAGAUGGUAAAAAGAGUAGGGAAAUGGCACAAAUAAUAUCUGUGAUGUCAACCCUUAUAGCUACAUUCACAUUUAGCGCAGUUUUUACCAUCCCUGGUGGUUUUGAAAAUGAUGGUCCGGAUAAGGGCUUGGCAAUGUUAAUCAGUAAAUCAACUUUUCGGGCCUUUGUUAUUUCUGAUGCCGUUGCUAUGACUUCAUCUAUUACUGCUGCAGUUAUUGUGUUUUGGUCAUCUUCACGUCGAGACACUGAAUCAUUCUUGGAUACUCUUCCUUUCGCCAUUGCCUUAACUUGGAUCUCACUUAUUGCAAUGGCACUAGCUUUUGUGACUGGAUUAUUUGUUGUGUUGCAGAGGACACUAUGGUUGGCUAUAUUGGUUUGCGUCAUUGGCUGUGCUCCCCCUUUCAUUCUUUACAUAUUUUCUCCCAUAUUUCUUAUUGUGUUUGAAAGGGUUUCCAAGUCUCAAACCUCUCUUGGUAAUCGGCAGAAUAUAGUGGAAGACAAUCCAUUUCUGUUUAUUUUUCGAUUGAUGAAGAUAUUUGUUGAAAGACAGAGUUAUUUUCUCCUUGCAUAUUUACGCAGAGGUGUAAGAGGUGAGGUCAACUGA
Theobroma cacao (cacao) is the source of this 1974-nucleotide messenger RNA. Lineage: Eukaryota; Viridiplantae; Streptophyta; Magnoliopsida; Malvales; Malvaceae. The record is from RefSeq and is a predicted model, not a curated record.